Molecule: messenger RNA, 810 nt
Organism: Penicillium verhagenii
Lineage: Eukaryota; Fungi; Ascomycota; Eurotiomycetes; Eurotiales; Aspergillaceae
Gene: bud32
Product: serine/threonine protein kinase BUD32
Exons: 1
Coding region: 1-810 (269 amino acids)
Biological process (GO): protein phosphorylation
Cellular component (GO): EKC/KEOPS complex; cytosol; nucleus
Molecular function (GO): protein serine/threonine kinase activity; ATP binding
Source: RefSeq, a predicted model, not a curated record
AUGGCCGACGAAUACAAACCCCCACCGCUCCCUUCUCCAUUCACAAAUACUAAGCCAUCACCUAUCCUUCUCGCUCAGGGCGCUGAAGCUCACGUCUACAAAACCGUUUCUCUCGACCCCUCCAUCCCAGCCGCUUUGAAAAUUCGACCCUCCAAACCAUACAGACACCCAAUCCUUGACCGUAAAUUGACGCGUCAACGAAUUAUCCAAGAAGCCCGAUGUCUCGCCAAACUCGUCCGCGAAGGUGUCAAGGUCCCCGCAGUCCUGGCAUUGGACUGGGAGGGACAAGGCGGUGAUGAGGCAGGUUGGGGUGGAGCUUGGCUGAUGAUGGAAUGGAUCGACGGCCCAGUAGUGCGUGUUGUACUUGAGAAGUGGGAGGCCUGGAUGAAGGUGAAUCGCGCGUCGUUGGACGCGACACGCAUUGCCCAGGAGGAGGCGCGAGUGCGGGGCUUGAUCCGGCGCAUGGGAUCUGCCAUUGCUGCGUUGCACAAGGCCGGUGUGGUCCACGGAGACUUGACUACAAGUAACCUUAUGCUGCGGACUGCGGAAAAGGAAGGCGAAACGCUUUCUAUGGACGGUGAGGUCGUCUUGAUUGACUUUGGACUUGCAUCGCAGAGUACCCAGGACGAGGAUCGGGCGGUAGAUUUGUACGUCUUGGAACGCGCUAUUGGAAGCACACAUCCGCUAUCCGAGCCCUUCUUUGGCGAAUUACUUGUUGGAUAUAAAGAAGGGAAUAAGGGUGCUACUUCUACACUUCGGAGACUUGAGGAUGUGCGGUUGCGAGGCCGCAAGCGCAGCAUGCUUGGAUAA